Molecule: messenger RNA, 708 nt
Organism: Saccostrea cuccullata (small rock oyster)
Lineage: Eukaryota; Metazoa; Mollusca; Bivalvia; Ostreida; Ostreidae
Exons: 4
Coding region: 49-657 (202 amino acids)
Source: RefSeq, a predicted model, not a curated record
UUCUAUUUCUUAUCAUCCUGGUGAUAGUUUGUUAGUUUGAUUUCAAUAAUGGAAAUUUAUCAUAUAACAUUGGUAUUUGGUUAUAUUUAUGGAUAUGUAAACGUAGCUUUGAAAAAACAGACUUGGCAGGCAUAUCUUUACAUUGUAUCAGACAGUAGAUUUGAUUCUAGUAAUGCAGUAGAUGGACGGAAAUCUGACCUCAAUCCGUUGGAAGGACAGUGUGUUCAGUCAGCUGACAAUAAAAGAAGCGCCACCUGGUGGGUAAACCUGGAAUCAGACCAUAGCAUCCAUGACAUACGGAUUUAUUACCUGACUGAUAAUAAUGUAUGGGAUAAAAAUAAUGGAUUAACAGAACGAUUUCUUGGGUUUCGUGUUUAUUUAUCAAACACAACAAACCGACUUGAUGGUCACUUAUGUUGCCACGAUACAAACUAUACCAGAUCUACCAUACCAGCCAUUGUAAAUAUAACCUAUACCUUUCAUGCACAAUACGUCAUCUACUACAAUGAAAAGCUUGGAAAUGUCAAAUACCCAGAUGAUUAUUCUUACUACGCAUUUAAUGAACUCUGUGAGGUAGAAGUCUAUGGUUGUAUGACUGGAUAUCAUGGACCAAACUGUUCCCUCCCUGCCCUGACAACUGUCGUUAUUGUCACAUAGAGACAGGCAUGUGUUCAUUGUGUAAAGCUGGGUAUCAGGGAUAUCAAUGUG